Molecule: messenger RNA, 1026 nt
Organism: Gaeumannomyces tritici R3-111a-1
Lineage: Eukaryota; Fungi; Ascomycota; Sordariomycetes; Magnaporthales; Magnaporthaceae
Exons: 1
Coding region: 1-1026 (341 amino acids)
Source: RefSeq, a predicted model, not a curated record
AUGCAGGUCUUCAGCCUGAAGCUGGAUCAUCGCCAUGGCUUGGAGAAGCUGGAGCGGGAGUUCUGGAAGGAGAUCAACGGCAAGUCGCCUUUCACCGCACAGGCCUUCGUCCACCAGGUCCAACUACCUCGCGAGUUUGCCUCUUGGCAUUUCGAUCUGCCGAUCAAGGACAAACUGCCUACCAGGCGCGUUCGCCAACAAAAGAUCCGAAUCACAAAACACCGCCCCUUCCAACGCUCACAGCCUUUCGAUUUCAAUCAACCGUACCUUCAACAAUACCGCUGGUUUUGGGAGAAGAAGGCGAUAUUCAUAAAUCCUAACAGCAGGCUUUCUAACGGGCUUGUUUUGGGUUUGUUUGAGUUCUAUCUGCUGGUGUUGGAAGCCAUUGAAUUGGCCGGUUCUUUGCUGGGGCUCGAACCUUUAUUUGGCGAACGUGUGCCUGAGCCAGCGGCUUCCGACCCCGGCCAUGGCUACAGGCGCGGGCGAGUUAGAGCACCGUACGAUCUCACCAAGCUUGUGCCCAAGGACUUCUACAACAUCCGGGAGGUGAAGGACUACAGGUUCCGCACGAAGGCGUGGUUCGAGACGGGCAGCGACGCCGAGAUGCACCUGCAAGGCAGCUCAGUCGGCCCGGCCGACGUCCUGGAGCUGCUGCGAAACUCCUCGCCGUCGCGGAGGAGGGCUCCGCCGUCGGCCGAGGGGGUGCAAACCGACGACGAGUGCGAGGAGGAGCUGCAGGAAAUACAUGGAACCUUUGCAAACUCGCCCACAUGCUCAGUCCACAUGGACAAGGGCCCUCUUGACGGCGUCAACCUUUUCCAGCCGCGAGCGCGCGACGCGCUGAAUCAGGCUGCCCCGGACCCCAUCAGGUCAAUGCAGGCCUUGGCCAAAAGAGCAGAGGAUGAGGAUAUACGGAUCAUCGUGCUGGGCCGGUUCACGAUCGAGCAUGACGACAGACGCGCGACGACCUUGGGUGUCAUUGUCCGUCCAGACGAUCCAGGAGAGGAUAGGGUGCAGUACUGCUAG